Messenger RNA from Aedes aegypti (yellow fever mosquito), 1347 nucleotides. It is a transcript of the gene Arp10, whose product is annotated as actin-related protein 10. The transcript is spliced from 2 exons. The record is from RefSeq and is a predicted model, not a curated record. NCBI's taxonomy places the organism in Eukaryota, Metazoa, Arthropoda, Insecta, Diptera, Culicidae. Gene Ontology annotation, biological process: retrograde axonal transport of mitochondrion. The coding region runs from base 114 to 1256 and encodes 380 amino acids.
AUGAUGAUGGUGGUGAUGCGAUUGUUGUUUACCGACAAGGAAUUUUUCACCUGCAGCAGUCGCGAAUCAGGAUUUUUCUUUCACCAGUUUUCCCAUUAGGAUAAGCUUCCAAGAUGCCCCUGUUCGAUACAGUGCUUCAAGAAAAGCCAGCAAUCGUGCUGGAAAUGGGAUACGCCUUCACCAAACUGGGAUUUGCUGGCGAGCCCCAUCCCCGUAGCAUCAUUCCGUCGGAGGUUUUGGACCAUAAGGCGAAGAGUGCCAAUCAAACGAUACCCAACAAGCGGCUGUUCGACUACGGCAACGAAUCGGAGCUGUAUGACCAGAUGGUCGAGUUCCUGAAGGGCAUCUUCUUCAAGUACGUGCUGGUCAGUCCAAAGGAGCGGAAGGUGGUCAUAGUCGAAUCGGUUCUGUGCCCCACGCAGAUACGGGAAAACUUGGCCAAGGCACUGUUCUGCCAUUUCGACGUUUCGUCCAUAUUCUACGUUCCGACGCAUUUGGUGAUUUUGGCCACGUUGGCUGUGGAUACGGCACUGGUUGUGGACAUUGGAUACAAGGAAGCGGCCGUCGUUCCGGUUUACAGUGGAGUGCAAGCCGUGUUUGCCUGGGAAGCCCAACCUUUAGCCGCCGAAGCCGUUCACGAGUACAUCAAGGGAGAGCUCAUAUUGAACGGCGUUGAAGAGCAUUUACUGACGGAUUAUGUCGUUGAGGACAUCAAGGUGCGGACAUGUUUUGUAACCACAAAAGAGCGCGCUUCGAAGUGGCGUGCUGGGGAAGAAUACCAGACUUGCCCGGACGUGGAUUAUCCCAUCAAGGGGGACGAAGUAAUCAAAAUCUCCGGCAUACUUAGAGAGACCGCCUACGAAGUGCUAUUCCCAGAAGACAACGACCAUCUCAAUUUAGCGAAUAUCAUACUCAACUCGAUUCUAAAAUGCCCGAAAGAUAUGCGAAAGACCCUGGCGGAGAACAUCGUUCUAGUCGGCGGAACAACUAUGGUGCUAGGGCUAGCGUCCCGUCUCAAAGACGAAUUGAUGGCCUUGCUGCGGUCGGAUCAGUACAACGAUAAGCUGUUCUUGAAGACAUUUAAAUUUCACAGCCCGCCAGCGAAAGCAAAUUUCACCGCUUGGCUGGGCGGAUCCAUUUACGGGGCAACGGAUCUGGUGCUCUCGAAGUCGAUUGCGCGCGAAGCGUACAGCAAGAACCAGCAGCUGCCGGACUUUACCAACUACGAUGAAACGCGCACACAUGGAAGGGUUUAGGAGGGGUAUCCUCAGUAUCGAUUUAAUCUAGACAUUCAUAUUUUCGUAUUAUUGAAUUAAUAAAUUAUUAUUUAAAAAUACUCACCAAAAA